UUGACAUAAUUUGUGUUUUGGGGAAGAAGAAAAUUGUAAAAAAUCUUGAAAUUCUUAUAAGUCCGAAUAUAUAAUUAAACAAAAUAUUAUAUUAGUAGUGACUGGCGUCACAGUUUAACGCUAAAGAACUUGUUUUCUGUGAUUGCGGUUGUUGGUUUGGGAGUUUAGUACGAUUAUACUCUGAUCUCCUAAAAUGCCAUCCAAGCAAAGGAAAAUAGCUAUGAUGGGAUAUAGAUCUGUUGGCAAAUCAUCUCUAAUCAUACAGUUCGUGGAAGGGCACUUCGUCGAUUCAUAUGAUCCGACAAUAGAAAAUACAUUUACCAAGUUCAUAAGGCUUAAUUCAACAGAGUAUGAAGUCAAAUUGGUAGAUACAGCAGGCCAAGAUGAAUACAGCAUUUUCCCACUUCAGUACAGCAUGGAUUUUCAUGGCUAUGUAUUAGUGUAUUCUAUUACUUCAAGUAAAAGUUUCCAAAUCGUUCAAAUCAUAUAUGAUAAACUAUUGGAUAUGGUAGGUAAAAUACAUGUACCUAUUGUGUUAGUGGGUAACAAAACAGAUCUGCACCUUGAAAGAAAAAUAAGUACAGAGGAAGGAAAAAGGCUGGCUGAAAAGUGGAAUGCUGCUUUUGUGGAAACUAGUGCAAAAAGAAAUGAGUCUGUCACCGACAUGUUUCAUGCAAUGCUAUCAGAAAUAGAGAGAUCAGAUGGACAUAUGCCUGAAAAAAAUGGAUGUAUUAUAUCUUAAUGAAAAUCUGAACAGGCAAUGCUUAUGUAUGCAUUAUAUUAUUGAUACUUUGUGCACAGCUAUUGUAAUAUAAAUAUUUAGCAACUUUUGAGAGUUGUUUAGCUCUAAAAAUUACCUCAACAUUGACAGUGUUGUCAGAUGUAUGAAGCAACGAUUGUGUGCAUUGUUAAAUCAAUAUCUUCUGAAAAUGCUCCAAUGUCUAAUUCUUCUUCUGCUUGUGGCUCGGGUUCACCUGGACUCUGCUGUACGUCGACCGGUUACGAUCUUUUGUGACGCCGCUGUCUAGUUUUUUCCUAGAGAGUAUUGGGUGUACCAGGAACAGCAGCAGUUUCUUCGCUGGGAAAGAUUUAGCAACUUCUGGUUGUAUUAUAUACUUUCCCAAAAUAUAGCUACGUUUAUGCAUCAACGCGGGGCAAUAACAGAUUAGGUGCAGCGGCGUCUCCGCAGCCUCCUUACUGAGUCUGCUAUGUUCCGUUGAUUGUUUAGGUUGAACUUGUGCCUGUUGAGUCCACUAUGCCCCGUAAGCGCUCGUACUAGGAUGCAUAGGUAUUUUCCGUUAAGUGCUAAUGCCUCUGACGCAGCCCUUCUAUUGAAUGGUUUUAUUAGCACUCGAGGAUGCUUCAUUCUUGGGAAUUGCUAUAGGUUUGUAGGGUGAGUUGCGCCAGGCUUUUUGGAAUUCAACAUAUUGGCUCAGGGCCUCAUAUCCAAAGCCCCUGUUUAUGCAAGUAUAUCGGCCUUUUCCUUGCCAAUGAUCCCCUCAUGAACUGGAACCCAACGCAGAAUGACCUUGUUGAAUAAUGUCAUGCUAUUUAGGAUUUCCCUCUAGUUUUCUACCAACUUUGAGGUCAGAACCUCGUAAGAUAAGGCGGAAAGUGCUGCUUUACUGUCCGAAUGGAUAUAAAUGUUAUUUUUAUUGUUUUAGUCUUUUAGCAGGCAGGUUUCAAACACCGCUUGGAAUAUGGAGGAAUAGGCAACCAGAUUACGGUGUAGCUCUACCCUGGCAGUCUCAUGAAAUAUUCCACAUCCUACAUUCUUGCCUGACUUGGAGCCGUCUGUGUACCACUGUAGGCUCCCAGGUUUCCAAGUGGUCCGGUUUAUAAAACGUUUAGUGUAGUGCCUGAGGAAGCCAGUGUGACUGAUCAAAAAGAUCUUUGUAAUUGAAGAAAUUACAAUUUACACUGUGCAGAUUUCCCUGGUGUUUGUGGAAUUUAGCAAAUUAAGCCUUAUGUUCAUCGUAUGUCAUGGAAUUCUGCAAAAAAAUUACCUGCUUCUAUCCAAAUAUAUUAUAAUAGUUUUGAAAUAUUUCUUGAUUGAGUUCAAUUCACUAUUAUUAUUACAAACCAACGCAAAGUACUUAUGUAUAACCGUUUUAAAAAGACAUCUGGCAACACUGCUUUUAAAAAAAUUGUUCCAAUAAGGUCAUAAUAAUAUAAUGGCAUAUUUUUUGCCAGACAGUUUGGCUUCUGAUACUAAUGUAUCAGAUCAUUAUGAUACAAGUGUGCUAUAUUGAUCAUUACACUUGAGUCAGAAGUAUUCGUGCGAUCCGCAAGUGGGCGGGAUUAAGUAAUUAUCAAUGCACACGCGUUUCAUAGUUCAUAAUACGUUUUUCAACACACUUUCGAGGGAACAAACUUGGAUGUAGUGUCACAAAUUUUGAAUUAUUAUUUUUCAAAGUAAUAACAAAUAGUUUUUGCUGCAAUAAUUUCGUUAUUUAAGACGCUAAGUAUUUUUUAAGUGGUUACCAACAUUGACACACUUCUUCUGCAAUAAUAGAGAGGCGAAUAUUUUCGUAUUUAUAUCAUAACCUAUUGUUGUGUAAUAAAUGCGUUUUAUUAUGUUUCUAUUAAUUUGUAAAUAAUUUAUAAGGAGGUACAAUUUAUAUAUUAAAAAAACUCUGUUUGUGCCUCUUUAAAAGAGAAGUCUUUGUCUUAACGUUUAGUGAGGUACAAACUUAACUCAAUCGGAAUCCUUAUCACAAAACAAAAUAAUAAAACUCGCGAAUUUACUAUCAAGAUUACUAAUCUGAAAGUGAUGUAGUAAGAUCGAAGUUUCGAGCAAGUGUGGGGGAAAAAAUAUUAUUCCUCAUAUUUUUUUGAUACAUAAUUCACAAAUUUAUGUGUAAACUAAAACAGAUAGCUCUUGAUUAUAAUUGUGUAUACAACGUGUAACCGAAUUACGAAAUACUGUUAAAGGGUGCAUAAUUAUAUAUC
Messenger RNA from Pararge aegeria (speckled wood butterfly), 2952 nucleotides. RefSeq names its product GTP-binding protein Rheb homolog (gene Rheb). The coding region runs from base 194 to 742 and encodes 182 amino acids. Gene Ontology annotation, cellular component: plasma membrane. Gene Ontology annotation, biological process: small GTPase-mediated signal transduction. The transcript has 5 exons. Gene Ontology annotation, molecular function: GTP binding; GTPase activity; GDP binding. The record is from RefSeq and is a predicted model, not a curated record. NCBI's taxonomy places the organism in Eukaryota, Metazoa, Arthropoda, Insecta, Lepidoptera, Nymphalidae.